Molecule: messenger RNA, 930 nt
Organism: Fusarium fujikuroi IMI 58289
Lineage: Eukaryota; Fungi; Ascomycota; Sordariomycetes; Hypocreales; Nectriaceae
Exons: 1
Coding region: 1-930 (309 amino acids)
Source: RefSeq, a predicted model, not a curated record
AUGUCCAGUCCAGAGGCAAGCGAGGAGACUCCCCUUCUUGAUUCCUUCGACCCUCAAGAGAUGCACGAACUUUACAAUAUCAAGCCCCAUCCGAUCACCGGCCGCCUCAUAGAUUCCUACCCAGUCACUCGUACAAAGCCUAUGCGCGUCUUAUGCCUCGGACAAUCAAGAACAGGAACCAUGGCUCUCACAAUGGCCCUCAAGCAACUGGGUUACACGCCAUACCACAUGUCGCUCUCCCUCAGCAGCCCCAAGACGAACCUCGAUCUCUGGCGCGAAGCUCUCGACGCCAAGUUCUAUGGGAAGGGCAAGCCUUGGGGUCGUGAAGAGUUUGACAAGAUACUCGGACCGUACGAUGCCGUGGCUGAUCUACCGGCCAUCUGCUUCGUCGAGGAGCUUGUGGCCGCGUACCCUGACGCCAAAGUUAUCAUCACUUGGCGCGACGUUGAUAGCUGGCUUCGAAGUAUGGACUCGACGGGAGGUCGAGUUCUUCGGUGGCCUCUAUGGAACACUCUCGCGAGAUGGGAUACCGCACUAGCUGGCCCGUUCUGGGAGUUUUCAAAGAAAGUCAUGACCGACUUCUCCGACAAGUCCCCAGCUCGUCAAGCCUUCCACGAACACUACGACCUCGUCAAGAAAAUAGCUCCAGCCGAAAGAAUGCUCGAGUUCAAAGUUCAAGAAGGAUGGGGUCCCCUUUGCAAGUUCUUGGAUAAGGAGAUCCCCGAGGAGGAGUUCCCGAAACUGAAUGAUUCAAAACAGUUUGUUUUGGCACAUAGCUUGAUGUGGUGGAUUGCUUUUGCCAAGAUGGUUGGAAAGGCUUCCUUCAUGACUGCUGUCUCUGGAGUCAUCGCCUCGAUAUUUGCGAUGUGGAAAUUGAAAUAUGCUGUUAAGAUCGGUGCUAUGCUCAGACCGAUCGCCGACUUGUCUUGA